GAGGCUGAGCUGGUCGUGCCCGCCCUGCGCGAUGACGUCAGCACGCCCGCUCGCGCCAAGGGAGGAGUGGGAGCUGCGGCCCGGGAGGCGCUGAGGCUCCGCCCCGCCCGGCCCGGCGAUGGAGUUUCCGGACCUGGGGGCUCACUGUUCGGAGCCGAGCUGUCAGCGCUUGGAUUUUCUGCCGCUUAAGUGUGACGCCUGCUCGGGCAUUUUCUGCGCAGACCAUGUGGCCUAUGCCCAGCAUCACUGUGCAUCCGCUUACCAAAAGGACAUCCAGGUACCUGUAUGCCCACUUUGUAACGUGCCUGUACCUGUGGCCAGAGGAGAGCCCCCUGACCGUGCUGUUGGGGAGCACAUUGACCGAGACUGUCGCUCUGAUCCAGCUCAGCAAAAACGUAAGAUCUUCACCAAUAGAUGUGAACGCUCUGGCUGCCGGCAGCGGGAAAUGAUGAAACUGACCUGUGAACGCUGUGGCCGAAACUUUUGCAUCAAGCACCGUCACCCACUGGACCAUGAUUGCUCUGGGGAGGGGCACGGGCACCCAACUAGUAGGGCAGGACUUGCUGCCAUCUCCAGAGCACAAAGCCUAGCUUCUUCUGCAAAGACCAUCCCCAGCCCAAACCAGACCUUGCCUUCAUCUACCUCUGCCAGCAGAGCCACAACCCAGUCUCCAUCCCGGACCACCCCUCCAGUGAUCGCUUUGCAGAAUGGCUUGAGUGAGGAUGAGGCUCUGCAGCGAGCCCUGGAGCUCUCCCUGGCAGAGACCAAACCCCAGGUCCCAAGUUCUCAGGAGGAAGAAGAUUUAGCUUUAGCACAAGCACUAUCAGCCAGCGAGGCAGAAUACCGACAGCAGCAGGCUCAAAGCCGCAGCUUGAAGCCGUCCAACUGCACCCUGUGCUAGGGCCUUGGGCUUGGGGAGGGAGGCUCAGCUGAGGAGGACUGUGGCCCUCGUACCUCUAGGGUCCACAGGGAGAGGAGGCCCAGAGCAGCCUGGAGUGAAGACGAGGAGCAGUGUCGUGGAGGGCGUCUCCAGGGAUCACCGGGAGAAACAGCUUGUGGAGCUGAGCCUACAGGUGGCUUUGCUGCCUCUCCAGCUGCGUGGGAGAGAGCAGCCUGGAACUGCUCCCUGGCUGGGCCCUGCAUCUUACUCCCCAAACACUGGAGCAGCCCCGAAGUGCAGGGGGCAGGAGGGGGUGCCGAGAACGAAUAAAGGAUCUUGGCAGCCAAGGA
Messenger RNA from Phacochoerus africanus (Common warthog), 1230 nucleotides. RefSeq names its product zinc finger AN1-type containing 2B (gene ZFAND2B). The transcript is spliced from 10 exons. Gene Ontology annotation, molecular function: zinc ion binding. Gene Ontology annotation, cellular component: cytoplasm; endoplasmic reticulum. The record is from RefSeq and is a predicted model, not a curated record. The coding region runs from base 119 to 901 and encodes 260 amino acids. Gene Ontology annotation, biological process: protein targeting to ER; proteasome-mediated ubiquitin-dependent protein catabolic process. Lineage: Eukaryota; Metazoa; Chordata; Mammalia; Artiodactyla; Suidae.